Molecule: messenger RNA, 5309 nt
Organism: Hippopotamus amphibius kiboko
Lineage: Eukaryota; Metazoa; Chordata; Mammalia; Artiodactyla; Hippopotamidae
Gene: CAPS2
Product: calcyphosine 2
Exons: 19
Coding region: 360-2150 (596 amino acids)
Molecular function (GO): calcium ion binding
Source: RefSeq, a predicted model, not a curated record
UGCACCUGGCGGCCGGGAGGUGGGGCGAAAGGAGCGGGGUACUCGGCCUAGGAUCUCCUUUCCCCCGGAAGUGAAGGCGGGCUCAAAGGCCCAGCGUGGAGACGCCUGUUGCCAGGCAACACGCAGACGCGGGCCUGGGCUGGCCAGAGCCUUUGCCUGGAACUGUCUCCUUCUAGUUCGUCUCAAGGGAGUUCUCUCCGUGGAAUUGCUUCAUUUUAUACCUUUUCCAGCCCUUUCGUUUUGGACUUAGUCCUCACCCGGAUUGUUGGGUCAAUUCAGAGAACAUCAUGAGGCACCUUCCUUCAAGGUUUCAAAAGAGACACCUACACAUACACUGCAUGAUAAAUACAUGAACUUGAAUGGAUUUAGAGGCUAAAGGAGUUGCUGCUUCUCCUACAAGUCAAACUCAGCCACUCUCUGGAAGAAAGAAGCCACUACAACAAGGAUGGAACUCCAAAUCACGGGCAAUGGAGGAUCCUUGCCUUCCUGUGGUCCCACGACUUGAUUUGGGAAGCCUUGUUGACUCUGAUGAUGAGGAUGAUUUUUCAUAUAUGCCACUUAGUGCAGAACAUAUUCAUUUUAACCCAUCAAAUUCAUCUGCUUUUGGUUGGGUCACACCAUGUCACAUACCAUAUACUCAGCAUCAUCUAAAUGACCUGGAGCAGGACGUAAUACCUGAAAAUUUGCCAGCGCCAACAGACAAAUAUAAACUAAAAUAUCAGCAACAGAAAACUGAAAUGAAAGAGGGAUAUAAACAAUAUAGUCAGAGAAAUGCAGAAAAGACAGAGUCAAAUAUCACACAUCAGCAGACUCCAAGAAACAAGAAAGAUGACAAGUGUGUACAAGGUGCGGAAGCCAUCACAGAUGACCUUACAACUCUGGAUAGGAAAGCCCUCCUACAGCAGGGUUAUGCUGACAGCCCUUACAUCACACAACAGAGCACAAGAAAAUCUGACGCCGAAAUGGUGGCUGCAGAGAAGAAGAAACAGACUGUUGCAGAGCAAGUGAUGAUAGACCACUUGUCCCGGGCUGUAAUCAGUGAUCCAGAACAAAAUUUAACUACUGAGAAGCAAGAAAUUGCUCAUAUCCUUCCAGAUUCAAAGCUGGCACCUCUUCGAUUUAGGAAAAGAAUGCUACAUGAAACAAAGAUAAGAACCCAGUCUACAUUAACUGAAAGUAUGCUUUCUCAUAAAGUACAAUUUGAUGGUAGGAUCAUAUCAAGAAAUGGACGUGAUGCUUGCAGAGAGCUGGUUGGGUUCUUUUUUACUCAUGACCAGUCCCUUACAAUUUAUGAGUAUCGGCAAUUUGGGAAAAAUAGAACAAAUGUGCUUCCUUUUAUUCAAAAAAACAUUUAUUGUCAUCAGUAUGGACGAAGAAAAGGAAAACAAUACCAACUUGGUGAUUUUUAUAUUGGUGCAAACUUGACAUUUUUGAGCUCUGAUCAUCCCAGACUUCCAGAAAGUGUAAAAGAACACACAUUGCUUAUACUUCGAAUCACAAAUAUUGACCGGAGAGCUUUGGAUUCUCUCAAAACUGAUUCUGUGGAACGUGAUGUAACCAGUAAAGAAGGCAAUGAUAGGCUGGUUUUCAAGGCCAUUCAAGAUGUACUAAAAGAACAGCUACGUAAAAGAGGUGUUCGUAUUUUGACUGGAUUGGGAAAAUACCUUCAACAAUUGGACAAGGAAGGAAAUGGACUUUUAGAUAAGGCAGAUUUUAAGCAAGCUCUAAAAGUAUUUCACUUAGAAGUGUCCGAAAAUGAUUUUGAGUCUUUGUGGCUAGUUCUAAACGGUAAUGGCAAUGGCAAGGUUGAUUACGGAGACUUCAAGCGAGCCGUUAUUGGUGACAUGAAUGAAUACAGGAAAUCAUUUGUUCGAAAGGCCUUUAUGAAACUGGAUUUUAACAAAACAGGCAGUGUGUCUAUUAUAGACAUAAGAAAAUGCUACUGUGCAAAGAAGCAUCCUCAAGUAAUUUCAGGACAUUCCACAGAGGAAGAAAUCAAAACAUCUUUUCUAGAAACCUUAAAAGAUGCCUGCAGCAAGUCUGAUGAAGUGUCGUAUGGUGAAUUUGAAGAUUACUAUGAAGGUCUAAGUAUAGGGAUAGUAGAUGAUGAAGAUUUUGUUAAUAUCUUACGUACUCCAUGGGGAAUCUAGUUUUUUAAAAUGAGGACGUCAUCAGCGCUAAAAGGAGAGAUGAAUUGAAUGUAAAUUAUCAAGCACUGGAAUGCAUUUUUCUCAGGCUCUAUUUAUUCUGUGUGUUUGUUGUUGUUUUCUCAAAACAGUUGAGCCUGGAAGGAGAAGAAUUCAGAAAGAUAGAUGUAAGGGUGAGUGUAUAUUCAUACACAGUAUGAGUGCCUGUUUAUAAGUUUAUAAAGAUCUGUCUUUUUGAUUUAUUACUUAUCUUGAAUAUGUUUUAGAGGUCAUUUUUUAUUAGCCUUCAUAGAAAAGUAACAUCUGUAUCAAACAACAGGAGAGAAGCUAUACAGUAACCAAGUUUCUUGUCCAUUGAUUUUUUUUUGCUUAUCCAUUCCCCAAAAUAUAAUUGCCACCAUUCUCAAUUUGAUGAACUGGACUUGGGCCCAAAGCCUAUGAGACGGAAAUAGUUCAGCUUGCUUCGAACAUCUGAAAAUGUUAAAUGAGUUAAAGGAUAUACAAAAGAAAUUUUCCAUGGUGUGAUUAUAGAUGUUUUCUGUACAUAAAUAUUUAGAAUGAUGGAAGCUUCCCCAAAAAUGCUUAUUUAAAACACUGACUUGUCUUAUGAAUUCUUGUUUUCCAAAUCAUGUACUAUUGCUUGUUCAAUAGAGCACAAAGUAAUUAUUCUAGUGAUGAAUUCUAUUUGUUAUUUUAUUCUGUAUUUAACUGCAAUUCUUAUUACCUGCAUAGAAUUAUUAUUUAACGAGAAACAAUACAAAUUGGGAAGAGAAAUAUUUUCUUGGCAUAUUAAGUGAAGAUCUCAAAAAGUAUGUUACCACUUACAUGGACUAAGGGAUAAUUUAGUAAUUCUUAACCAAAAGGUAAAAAGUUCAUUUGUAUCCUAAGACGAAUGUAUGCUAUUCUAAAUAACACUUCUUUUUGGUAUAUUAAACAACUGAAACAUUCUUUUCUAAAUAGAUAUUAUUUAACAGAUGUAAUCAUUCUUUCUAAAUUCUUCCAUGUUCCUCACAUCUCCUUGGAAAUACAGAGAGAAGAAAGAACUUUUUAGAGUUACUUUCAAGUUUAUAAUUUAAAGUUUUAUAUAUUAAGAUAACAUAAAUUAGAAAAAAUAGUCUCAAGCAAAAUAAGAAGAGGUUCAAAAAUGAAAACACAUACUUUGUAGAAUAUAUUUUGGCAGAUAAUUCUUUCAUCUGAAUCCUUGGCAACAUUUUCAGAAAUGUGGUGUGUGUGAACCCCAUAAAUUUAAAGUGGAACUUUUUCAAGAUUUGAGGAGGUACUAAAGCUUUCUACUGAAAUAUCAGAAAUGAAGUAUGCACAGACAUUUUUACUGCUAUUUUCACUAGCUAAAUUCUUUAUUACUUUUUCAACUGGGUUAUUGUAAUUACAACAAUAUGCUGGAAGAUGUUUUGACAGAAAUAAGUCUAUAACACUAUUUCUUUUUCUUUUUUCUUUUUUUAAUUUAUUGGCUGCAUUAGGUCUUUGUUGCUGCACUCGGGCUUUCUGUAGUUGUGGAGAGGUGAGAGAGGGGGCUACUCUUCCUUGCAGUGUGCAGGCUUCUUAUUGCAGUGGCUUCUCUUGUUUGCGGAGCACAGGCUCUAGGCACUCGGGCUUCAGUAGUUGCAGCACGUGGUCUCAGUAGUUGUGGCAUAUGGGCUUAGUUGCUCUAUGGCAUGUGGGAUCUUCCCAGACCAGGGCUUGAGGCCAUGUCUCCUGCACUGGCAGGUGGAUUCUUAACCACUGCGCCACCAGGGAAGCCCUAUGACACUAUUUCUGAGUCAUUCUUUUUCUUGAAAAAAUUUAUCCAACUAUAGCCAUUUUAAACCCUACAAAUUGUUUUUAUGUUAAAAUGACUAAUACUCUGAGUGUUCAAUAUGCAUGUAAUAUUUUUUAUUGGUAAAUUUUUAUUCUCCUUAACGUGUAUUCUUAAUAUUGUUAUGUCAUAUUUUCCUGUUAAUAUAAUCAGAAAAUGUAUAGGCUGUCAUAUUAUAAAAAAGGGGGAGAUUCUUCUAGGAUUUAACAUAUUAAUAUAACAGCAUAUUCUUAAGUAAACCUCCACCCUCUUAAUAUAAAUAUUCAUGUGAUUAUUUGUAGGAAUUUUCUCUAUUAGGAGAUGUAACUUUUUUGUAGUUAAUUUCUUAUUAUUUUACACUAUUAUUUCCAUGUAGAGCUAGAAAAUACAUAUUCAAUAUGUUAUUUGGCACAUUUUUGUUAAAUUAUAAUUGGGGGCACAAUCAAUCAUUCUGCCUUUGCCUCACUGUCUGCACUCUUCUUUGACUUUGGUAUAGCAGAAAUCUGUUGUUUAGUAUUCAGUUUAAUAGAAGAGCAUUUAAUAGAAGUUACAUUUUCAAACAUCCACAACACAAGAAUUUACCUUUGAAGUUAUAUUGAUUAGCUUUAAAAUAUUGUUAUAUGUUAUAAUGAUGUUACAUGAAGUUUAUUGUUAAGAGUAUUUCAUUGUUCUCUAGAUCUUCCAAAGGUGGUUACUUGUUCGUGAUAUAGAAUUGCUUUUCCAGUUAACCAUACUGUUUAUUGAAUUCUAUGUAUCGAUUUUACUGUUCAUAUUCUUAUAAGUAAAGUUUUACAGGGGAAAGAAUUUUCGGGGAAAAUUUACAUUUUAUUAGAAAAGGAAGAUUAUUUAGGAAUUUUUAGCUAUAUUUUAAUUAGGAAAGAAUAUACAUUUGUAUGAUGGAGCAACUAGAGUAUAGUAUAGAUAAAAGCAUAUGUUCUUGUUUUAAAUUUUAUGGUUUAUGAACAUAUGUGCUUAAUGAACCAGUAAUUAUGCACAGGGAGAGUCACUUAGAAUAAGUCAUAAUAUUGAUGCAGCCGUAAAACACAGUUUAUUAGUUACUUUGGAUUUCUAGUCAACCUAAGUUGUCAAUUACUUCAAGAGAGAAUUGUGUAAAGUAAGCUAUGCUUACUGCAGAUUAUUUAACAUGCAUUUGUGAGAUUAUGUUAUAGUGCUUGCAAAAUAAAACACGUACUGUGAUAAAUUGUAAUCACCACUAGGCUGGCCAGCAAGAAUAAACAUCUACAGUGAAAGUGCUUAAAGAAGUAGAAGGAAAUGAGCCUGUAUAACAGAAGCCAAGCAAGAGAAGAGAAGGAGGACCCAAUGGAUUGACAGGGAUGUAUUAGAAACUGAGAAGAGAAGAAACUUCUACU